AUGCUCAAGGCGCCCAUAUGCCCGUCCAAGUGCUCGCAUACACUCGCAACGCGUCUGCAUGAUAGGCCACAACGGAGGCAGCAUGCAAGCGCCGCUGUCCCACUUUCCUCGAGCACUGUCGCUUCUGGCCUGCCAGUCAUGCCAACGAGCUCGCGAUUGGCGCAGAUGAGGCGCAAGCUAGCUGCAUCACCCCGGGAGCCUCUUGUCGACCGAUUUGGGCGAAGACAUGACUACUUGAGGAUAUCGCUGACAGCAGAGAAAUGCAAUCUGAGGUGCACAUACUGUAUGCCCGAACAAGGCGCGCCUCUUUCGCCAGCAGAGCACUUGCUAUCAACGCCAGAGAUCGCUCGGAUAGCUCGGCUCUUUGUUGCAAAUGGGGUGAGGAAGAUCAGAUUGACCGGUGGAGAACCUACACUGCGGCCAGAUUUGCUCGACCUCAUGGCACAACUCGACUCGAUGCAUGGAGUCGAAUCGAUUGGCAUCACGUCGAACGGCAUCAAGCUGCUCAGACAGCUGCCAGCGCUCAUCAGCAAUGGUCUUACCCACCUCAAUAUCUCUCUCGACACGCUGGAUCCGUUCAAAUUUACGCUCAUGACGCGACGGCAAGGGCAUUCUCGUGUCCUGCAGGCCAUCGAAGGCGCCGUCGCACUGUUACACAAGCCGGAUCGCCAUGGGCGCACGCUCCAAACUGUCAAAGUCAACGUGGUCGUCAUUCGCGGCCUCAACGAUGACGAGGUACUAGACUUUGCAGCCCUAGCUGCCCGAUUACCUGUACAAAUUCGCUUUAUAGAGUACAUGCCAUUUGAUGACAAUCACUGGGAGCAGAAGAAGCUCGUGCCUUCCGCCGAACUGCUAGAUCGAUUACGACAGGUCUACCCCAGUCUGACACGUCGUCCAGCGCAAAUGUCGGAUACUUCGCGUGAUUAUGCGCCUUCGGUCUACGACACCGUCGCAGCAUGGCGAGGCACUGUCGGCUUCAUCAGCUCGAUGACCGAUCACUUCUGCUCUGGCUGCUCUCGUCUUCGCCUGAACGCAGAUGGCGGCGUCAAAGUUUGCCUCUUUGGCCCGCCCAAGCUCAACCUGCGCGAAAAGAUCAGAGAGGGGCACAGCGAUGCAAGGCUGCUCAGCGAGAUUGGUGCCGCUGUUCAGCAGAAAUACUUUGCGCAUGACGGCAAAUCGAGUCCGUCAGAUAUUGCCAAGAGUCGCAACGCGCCCGUCUUGCUCACCACUCGGGUGCCCAUACAUCUGCCGCAGCCAUCUCUAGGUCCAUCUACCCGGCGGCUAUUCAGCACGAGCACGAGCCUUGCAAAGCUGACCCAUCUCGAUGGCAAGACAAGCAAAGCCCGAAUGGUUUCCGUGACCGACAAGAGAACCACAUCACGCACAGCAUCAGCACGAGGAACAGUGCUCAUCAACCAAGCUGCUCGCGAGCUCCUGCAAGCGCAAGAUGCAAAUCCCAAAGGCAACGUCUUUGCGGUAGCUCAGCUUGCGGGCAUCAUGGCUGCUAAGCAAACUCCUCAUCUCAUACCGCUUUGUCACUCUAUCGCGCUCAGUCAUGUGGACGUUGCGCUGGAAUUGAUCGACGAUCACAUCAACAUCACUGCAACAGCGGCCUGCCAGGGACCAACGGGCGUCGAGAUGGAAGCGUUGACUGCUGUCAACGUCGCUGCUCUGACAGUAUGGGAUAUGCUCAAGAGCGUCGCAGGCAAAGACAUGAUCAUCAGAGACGUCCGCGUAAUGAGCAAGUCGGGCGGCAAAUCGGGCGAUUGGAGUCGGCCCUCCCUCACGUAA
Molecule: messenger RNA, 1791 nt
Organism: Mixia osmundae IAM 14324
Lineage: Eukaryota; Fungi; Basidiomycota; Mixiomycetes; Mixiales; Mixiaceae
Exons: 9
Coding region: 1-1791 (596 amino acids)
Biological process (GO): Mo-molybdopterin cofactor biosynthetic process
Molecular function (GO): 4 iron, 4 sulfur cluster binding; GTP 3',8'-cyclase activity; cyclic pyranopterin monophosphate synthase activity
Source: RefSeq, a predicted model, not a curated record